AUAAUACCAGACAAACGCGAAAAACCACUAACUGUAGGUGCUUGAUUCUCACAUUUUGCUAUCUGCUCCUGCCUUGCCUUUGGCUAUACUGCCUGUCGUCGCUCCGCUCUGCUUGUCGGUUUUUGUAGUCUCGUGGUCGUGGAGUGUUGUGCACUGAUCGAUUUGUUCUGCUAGUUCUGGUUCAAUUAUCAAAUGAUAAGCCUCAGAACACUUGGAAGAAAUCGUAUAAUUCCAAAUCUUGAAAUUUAAAACUACUUUAAAUCAAGAGCCUUUCGAACAAGAAACAAAUAAAACACGAAUUUAUUGAACAAAACUAAAAAAAAUAGCACCGAUUCCAUUGCUAUUUUAUACAAAGUCAUACAAACAUCUUUACCUAUAUUUAUAGAAGCAAUUUUCCCACGCUCUCAAAACAGAUUAACAAGAAAUCUCUUUAAUUUAAGAGAACACACAAUUUAAACAAAAAAAAUACAAAUACUUAAUUAGAGCAAAAUGUUCCUAAAAAACUCUGGCCCCACAUCUACGAUGGCGAACAAUGUUGUGCGCCGCUGGAAAAGCUCAUUUCAUCAUCUAAAGCAGCAAAAACAGCGGCAACCUCUCGCCGCUGCCAGUCUCAGUCAAGGAGGAACUUCUAAUGUGUGUGGUGGUGCAUCAUCCGCGAGUUCAUCGUUGCCUUUAAAAUCAUCGCGUUUAUUAACUGCAACUUCGUUUACAUCACUUAAUUCUCGUUUAAAUUAUAGAAGCUUGACUUCAGCUGUCAAUCAAAUUACUUUAAAUUCAACAGGACUUGAAACAAAACGAAAAAUGUCGUCCAAGUGCCUUGCCGUCGAAAAUAUCAAUCCAAACUUUAUAACUAUGGAAUAUGCGGUUCGUGGACCUUUGGUGAUUCGAGCUGGAGAAAUCGAAAAAGAACUCGCAGCGGGUCAGAAAAAACCAUUCACAGAGGUUAUUCGUGCCAAUAUUGGUGAUUGCCAUGCUAUGGGACAGCAACCUAUCACUCAUCUUAGACAGAUGUUGGCUCUCACUUGUGACAAAUCUUUGUUUAACAACCCAAACAUCCCACAAGACGUAAAAGAUCGUGCCCUUGUUUGUUUGAAAGGUUGCCAAGGAGAAUCUAUUGGGUCCUAUUCCGAUUCAGCAGGUAUUGAAGUAAUUCGCCGUCAAGUUGCUGAUUACAUAAGAGAACGCGAUGGUAUUGAAAGUUGUUGGGAAAACAUUUACCUAUCUGCUGGUGCAAGUCCUGCAAUCAAGAGUGUGCUCUCCUUGUUGAACUGUGGUGUUGAUGGAAAACGACCAGCAAUUUUAAUUCCCAUCCCUCAGUACCCUCUGUAUUCAGCAACAUUGGCUGAAUAUGAUAUUGGACAGAUCGGCUACUACCUAGAGGAAAGUACUAACUGGGGAUUGGAUAUCAAUGAAUUGCAACGUGCUGUUGAUGAAGGAAAACAAACACAUUCAAUUCGUGCUAUUGUGAUCAUUAAUCCUGGUAAUCCUACUGGUCAAGUACUUACACGUGAAAACAUCGAGGCAAUCAUUAAGUUCGCACACAAGGAAAAACUAGUGUUGUUAGCGGACGAAGUUUACCAACACAACAUUUACGACAAGAACUCGAAAUUCCAUUCGUUUAAGAAAGUUUUAAUGGAAAUGGGUGCCCCUUACAAUACCUUGGAGUUAGCAAGCUUCAUGUCAACCUCAAAGGGAUAUCUCGGCGAGUGUGGAAUUCGUGGAGGUUACAUGGAACUUAUUAAUUUCUGUCCACAAGUGAAAGCUGCUUUAACUAAAUCAAUCACAGCAUCCUUGUGUCCUACAACUGUUGGUCAGAUAGCUGUCAGUGCACUAGUUAACCCACCGAAGAAAGGCGAUGAGUCAUACGACUUGUAUGUUAAGGAACGUGAUAGUGUUUUGGGGGCUUUGGCUGAAAGAGCUGCUCUCGUUCAUGAGGCAUUCAACAGCUUCGAAGGCUUCAGUUGUAAUGUAGUUCAAGGAGCUAUGUACGCUUUCCCACAGAUUAAAAUUCCACCAAAAGCCAUUGAGGCUGCUAAAAAGAAGAACAUGCCUGCCGACACUUUUUAUGCAUUCGAACUAUUGGAAGAAGCUGGAAUCUGUAUUGUUUCUGGUAGUGGAUUCAAACAACAGCCUGGCACAUAUCAUUUCCGCACAACAAUUCUACCCCAAACUGAGAAAUUGAAGGAAAUGUUGGAAAAAUUCCAAAAAUUCCAUGUUUCAUUUAUGAACAAGUAUAAAUAAAAAUCUAAUACUUUAUAGUUUCUUUCAUAAUUUGAACUCUUGAAAAACUAUUGUUAUAUCAGAAAAAAAAACUUUUUGCAACAAAUUGUCUAAUUAAGUGUACGUUUUCAUGUUAUGAGGAAGAGUGCAGGCCACUAAAAAUUAUAAGAGUUCCAAUAAAUUAUAAACAUAUUUUCUUUUGUAAGUAACCAUCAACUAUAUUUUGUGAUUGUAUCUAUGUCAAAUAUAUGAAAAAGAAUGUAUUCAAUGUUAAUAAAUUAAAUGUCAAUUUAAA
Molecule: messenger RNA, 2515 nt
Organism: Eupeodes corollae
Lineage: Eukaryota; Metazoa; Arthropoda; Insecta; Diptera; Syrphidae
Product: alanine aminotransferase 1
Exons: 7
Coding region: 490-2241 (583 amino acids)
Biological process (GO): biosynthetic process
Molecular function (GO): L-alanine:2-oxoglutarate transaminase activity; pyridoxal phosphate binding
Source: RefSeq, a predicted model, not a curated record